UAUCACUCUUCUUUCUACCUGCUAUAUAUCACUUUUGUUUCCAAUUCUUGGAGGGCUUCAAGGACAAAUAAAGAGACAGAGAGGGAUCAGGAAUUACAGAAAGAAAUGAGAAAACCUUGCUGUGAUAAAGAAGGCAACAACAAAGGAUCUUGGUCCAAGCAAGAAGACCAGAAGCUCAUCGAUUAUAUUGCUACUCAUGGCGAAGGUUGCUGGCGUUCCAUCCCUAAGGCUGCAGGAUUGCACCGUUGUGGCAAAAGUUGCAGGCUAAGAUGGAUAAACUAUCUUAGGCCAGACAUCAAACGAGGCAACUUUGCUCAAGAUGAGGAGGACCUCAUUAUUAAGCUCCAUGCUCUCCUUGGCAACAGGUGGUCACUGAUAGCUGGGAGACUGCCGGGGAGGACUGACAAUGAGGUGAAGAAUUAUUGGAACUCUCACCUAAGGAAAAAGCUAAUAAAAAUGGGAAUAGACCCAAACAAUCAUCGCCUUAACCAAAUUCUUCCUCGUCCUCAACCUGUUGAUGAAGAUACAUGUAAAUCCAACAAAUCUAAGACUGAUAAUGAUAGGGUUUCUGAUGCAGCAACUUCUUCUCUCGAGGAGGAUGAAACUUCUGCUGGUUCUUCUCACAUAAAUCUUGAUCUCACCAUUGCUGUUCCUUCUCCUGCUCAUACUGCAAAUUUGGAAACCAGGCCCGAAAAUUGCAAUACUGCUGCAACUAGUGAAGUACUACAAAGCGAAAAAUCACCUACGCUACUUCUCUUCUUAUGAGCCAGCUAGCUAGGCAAAUCUUAAUUACUUAAUUAAGCCUUCCUAAUGCUUUUGGUGGGGGUUAAUUAAAAUGGCUAACUAAGCAAAAAGAAGAGUCUUUUUACUGAUAUUAAUUAUUUUCUUUUGGUAA
Molecule: messenger RNA, 895 nt
Organism: Hevea brasiliensis (rubber tree)
Lineage: Eukaryota; Viridiplantae; Streptophyta; Magnoliopsida; Malpighiales; Euphorbiaceae
Product: transcription repressor MYB6
Exons: 3
Coding region: 106-765 (219 amino acids)
Source: RefSeq, a predicted model, not a curated record